AUGUUCUUCAAGACUGCCGUCAUUGCCGCUCUCCUCCCUUCGGUCUUUGCGACCAAGGGCAAGGGUCCUGAUAAGGAUGGUAAAUACUGGCUCUCCGGAGACGGUAUCAAGGCUGCCUUUAUCCCCUACGGCGCCUCCAUCACCAACCUUUUGAUCGAUGACCAGUACGGUGUCUCCCGAGACAUCGUUGCUGGUUUCGACAACGCCACCCACUACAGCAUGGACAAGGGUCAUCCUCAUCUCGGUGGUGUCCCCGGACGAUACGCCAACCGUAUCCGAAACAGCACCUUUGAGAUUGACGGCAAGGAUUAUCACGUCAAACCCAACGAUAACCCUACCAAAGAGUCUCCCGAUGGCGCCGAUACCCUUCACGGUGGCCCUGACGGUUGGGAUUACCGCAACUUCACUGUUGUGUCCUACACCGACUCGAGCAUCACCUUCUCCAUUGUCGACCCCGAUGGCAAGGAGGGUUUCCCUGGCGAGGUUGUGUCCUACGUGACAUACACCCUCGAGGGAAUGGACUGGGACAUCAAGAUUGUCGCAUUGGCCACCACCAAGAAGACUCCCAUCAUGUUGACCUCCCACACAUACUGGAACCUCGAUGGCUUCUCCAACAACGAGACAAACACUGUUUCCAACCACUCUCUGCACAUGCCCUACGGUGGCCAGCGCAUGGACGUUGACAACAUCCUUAUUCCCACUGGUGAUAUCAUUGCCAACAAGAAGGGAUCCGUCAAUGAUUUCUGGAGCAAGAGAAAGAUGAUUGGAGACCAAGAGAACAACGAGGAUCUGAAGAACAACUGCGGUUUCAACUGUACCGGAUAUGACACCUGCUACACAGUCAACCGUGGCCAGCUCGGUAACUACAACUGGCGCACCGAAGGUCCCGUUGCUAGUCUGUCUUCCGCCUGGUCUGGCAUCCAAGUCGACAUUUACUCGGACCAAGAUGCCUUCCAGUUCUACAGCUGCACGCAACAAAAGGGCGACUUCCCUCUGAAGCGCACUCAGGGUCUUAAGGAUAACAAGGACUUCCCUCGAACUAUCCCCAAGUACGGAUGUGUCGUUCUUGAGGUUCAGGACUACAUUGAUGGUAUCAACCACCCCGAGUGGAUGCGUGACCAGAAGCAAUUCUUUGAGCCCGGUGGUGAUCCUUAUGUUCUCCAGGCUAAAUACACUUUCAGCCUGAAGGGUGGCAAGGAGUAG
Molecule: messenger RNA, 1203 nt
Organism: Fusarium pseudograminearum CS3096
Lineage: Eukaryota; Fungi; Ascomycota; Sordariomycetes; Hypocreales; Nectriaceae
Exons: 2
Coding region: 1-1203 (400 amino acids)
Biological process (GO): glucose metabolic process; beta-D-galactose catabolic process via UDP-galactose, Leloir pathway
Molecular function (GO): carbohydrate binding; aldose 1-epimerase activity
Source: RefSeq, a predicted model, not a curated record